UAAAUUAGGACACUCCACUUUUUAGGAGGUCACAGGGGAUUUUAUCCACUUUGCUCGCCAGUUCAAUUUUCGCCCGGCUACCUUCUUCUCCGAGUUCAGCAGAAAAAAAAUCAUAAAGUCAUCAUUUGAUUCGAACGAGAACCAAACUGUUUGAUUUGAACGAACUACACUUUGGUUCGAACCAGAAUUGAACCCACUAAUUGAAUUGACCGCUGUAAUAUAAACUCAUUAGACAGACUUCCCUUAUAGAAGUACCAGAGGUUUGUGUUCCAGAUAUUAUCAAGGCUUCUGCUUGAGAACGAAGUUUAGUUUGUCAAAGAAAGAGACGAUUACAAGAGUAUCAUUAGCAUAGGAGCUUCAGAAGCUUUAAUGGCGACGAGCUAUUGAUUGCAGAGAAACGUACUUAUAACAUAUUAGCCUUUUGAGUCAAAUGAAUAUUGCAAAUAAGGAAAUUGAAGCUUGCCCACCAAAUGUUCGACGAAAUGCCAAACUGGGUUCAGCUUCCAUAGCAUCAUAAUAAAAGGUUCCAACUUUUGACUUGAAAAUUUCAUUGCAUUAUGGCGGUAAUGACCCAUUCUCUCUCUUCUUUUACAUUGAUAAACAUUACCCACACUUCAAUUCUCUCUCCAAAUCAUUCAUCCUUCAAUGGUGUAACUCAAAGAUUCAAACUUUUGUCACUCUGCUCAACUACUCCAUCUUCUUCUCUCUCCUCUUCUUCCCCUGCUUCUUCACCCUCCAUUUUCCUCCCUUUCCUUGAAGAACAAGAAGGAGAAGAAGAAGUAAAAGAGGGUGAACAAAAAGAGGAGUUUUCAGAUGACCCAAUUUACAGAUUCUUCAAAUCCCGCACUUCAACCCAAGACCCACCUCGGGAAUCCAAAUUAUCCCUCCAGAGAAACCGGCGAACUGCUUGGCAUUUGUCCAAAGAUUUCGAGGAAGCCGAAACCGGUAUCGAAUUUGAGCUCAAGAGAGGAGAAAUAGUGGAUGGUAAUGAAGAGAUAUUGAAUGACAGAAUUGAAAAUGUGGGUAUUGUAGAGGAAAUUAUGGGAAUUGCAAGGAACUUGCCGGAGAAUUUGACAUUAGGAGAGGUGUUAAGGGGAUAUGAAGGAAAAGUAGGAGAGACUGAGUGUGUGGAGGUGUUGGAUUUGAUGAUUAAGGAAGGUUUGAUGGUGAAUUGCUUGUAUUUUUAUGAAUGGAUGGAAUUGCAGGAGCCUUCUGUUGUUACUCCUAGAGUUUGUUCAGUGUUGUUUCCUGCAUUGGGGAGGGUUGGUAUGGGUGAUAAGCUGAUGAUUUUGUGGAGGAAUUUGCCGAAUACUAAGGAGUUCAGGGAUGUUCAUGUUUAUAAUGCCGCGAUGUCUGGACUACUAUGCAGUGGGAGGUAUCAAGAUGCUUGGAAGGUGUAUGAGGCAAUGGAGUUGAAUAAUAUCCUACCAGAUCGUGUGACAGGUUCUACUAUGAUUACUGUCAUGAGAAAGGAAGGAAGAAGUGCCAAAGAUGCAUGGGACUUCUUUGAGAGAAUGAAUAGAAAAGGAGUCAAAUGGAGUUUGGAGGUUGUAGGAGCUCUGAUCAAAACAUUCUGUGAUGAGGGAUUGCAGAAACAAGCUCUAAUUAUUCAGGGAGAGAUGGAGAAGAAAGGGAUAUCCUCAAAUACCAUAAUAUAUAACACCCUUAUGGAUGCCUAUUGUAAAUCAAAUCACCUCGAAGAAGCUGAAGCUCUCCUUGUUGAGAUGAAGACCAAAGGCCUUUCACCUUCUUCUGCUACCUACAAUAUUUUUAUAAAUGCAUACAGCAAAAGGAUGCAACCAGAGAUUGUUGAGAAGCUUCUUCAGGAAAUGCAGAACAGUGGCCUUGAACCAAAUGUCAUAUCAUACACAAGCCUUAUAAGUGCAUAUGGAAGACAGAAAGAUAUGAGUGAUAUGGCUGCAGAUGCUUUCUUAAGGAUGAAGAAAGCUGGUAUAAAACCAACUUCUCAUUCAUAUACUGCUCUAAUUCAUGCAUAUUCAAUAAGUGGUUGGCAUGAGAAAGCAUAUAAAGCAUUUGAGAGCAUGCAGAGGGAAGGAAUUAAACCCUCUAUAGAAACAUAUACUGCUCUUCUUGAUGCAUUUAGGCGGGCUGGGGAUGCACAAACAUUGAAGGAAAUAUGGAAAUCCAUGAUUCGGGAGAAAAUUGAAGGGACUCGGGUAACCUUCAACACUCUUCUUGAUGGAUUUGCAAAGCAGGGUCACUAUGUAGAAGCAAGAGAUGUUAUCUGUGAAUUUGGGAAAAUUGGUUUCCAACCAACAGUGAUGACAUAUAAUAUGCUAAUUAACGCAUAUGCACGAGGAGGACAGGACUUAAAGUUACCACAGUUAUUGAAGGAGAUGACAGCUCUAAAUUUGAAACCUGAUUCUGUUACAUACGCUACAAUGAUAUAUGCUUUUGUUCGUGUUCGUGAUUUCAAAAGGGCUUUCUAUUACCACAAGCAAAUGGUAAAAAGUGGGCAAGUCCCAGAUGCUGAAUCCUAUCGCAAGCUCAGAGCAAUUUUGAAUGUAAAAGCGGCCUUAAAGAACAAGAAGGACAAGAGUGCCAUACUCGGUAUAGUUAAUAGCAAAAUGGGUUUGUUGAAAGCUAAAAAGAAAGGUAAGAAAGAUGAAUUCUGGAAGAACAAGAAGAAAAAUAUAAGAUUUCACAACCCUGAUCAUGUUAGGUGAUGAAGUUGCUAUCUGCUUAUGCUAAAAAAAUCCUCUUGUUCAAACCUUGGGGAUACAAAAUUCUUUUUCUUACUUGGUUCUUAGCUCUUAUAUAGAUGCUCUCUUUGUCAGCAUAUAAUGAGCAUAGCUGCCUUUCUAGUUAAUGUGUUCGACGACUUGCAUGCCCGAAAGUGUAAAUUGCUAACAGUUUACAGAAAGAUAUCAUGUCCUGGAUCGAAUCAGGUAUUCUAUGUUCAUGUAUAUUUUCCAUGUAUUUCUGUUGUAAUGUUUACUGUAUAGAAGCAUUUGGAUUUUGGAACGAUAUAAAACAACCUUGUUCACUGACAAAAA
Messenger RNA from Beta vulgaris subsp. vulgaris (sugar beet), 3017 nucleotides. Its product is annotated as pentatricopeptide repeat-containing protein At5g50280, chloroplastic. The transcript has 2 exons. The record is from RefSeq and is a predicted model, not a curated record. Gene Ontology annotation, molecular function: protein binding. Lineage: Eukaryota; Viridiplantae; Streptophyta; Magnoliopsida; Caryophyllales; Amaranthaceae. The coding region runs from base 558 to 2687 and encodes 709 amino acids.